Mus caroli (Ryukyu mouse) is the source of this 2186-nucleotide messenger RNA. RefSeq names its product zinc finger protein 48-like. The record is from RefSeq and is a predicted model, not a curated record. Gene Ontology annotation, biological process: regulation of transcription by RNA polymerase II. Gene Ontology annotation, molecular function: RNA polymerase II cis-regulatory region sequence-specific DNA binding; DNA-binding transcription activator activity, RNA polymerase II-specific. Gene Ontology annotation, cellular component: nucleus. NCBI's taxonomy places the organism in Eukaryota, Metazoa, Chordata, Mammalia, Rodentia, Muridae.
AUGGAGGCUUCUCCGGGGGAAGAGUUUGAACAGGAGAGGGAUGGCUCAGAGUUCAAGGAAGAGGAACAUUUAGCCCCAGCUCCCCAAGUAGGAAAUACUUCUCUCAAACCCGAUGGCUUUCAGAGCUGGGAUGAUUUAUGGGUCCGCGGAAAGGGGCUUGGAAAGCGACAGCCUCGAGACCCAGUCUCCCGGGUUCUGGGAGAACCCCCGUGGGAACAGGGCAGUAAUGAUCGAGCUGCUGUGUGUGGUGAGUGUGGCAAGUGUUUCAGGCAGAUCUCUGACCUGGUAAAAUACCAGUGGACGCACACAGGAGAGAAGCCCUACAAGUGUGGCGUUUGUGGCAAGGGCUUUGGGGACAGCUCAGCCCGAAUCAAACAUCAGCGAACUCACACUGGCGAGAAGGCCUACAGGGUCCGGCCACCGGCCCCAGGUCCUCCCAAGAUGCCUCGAUCUCGGAUUCCUGCUGGUGAACGCCCCACGAUCUGUGGCGAAUGUGGCAAGAGCUUCCGGCAGAGCUUUGACCUGGUAAAAUACCAGCGGACACACACAGGAGAGAAGCCCUACAAGUGUGGCAUCUGUGGCAAAGGCUUUGGGGACAGUUCAGCCCGUAAAAAGCGCCAGCGGACACACAGAGGGGAUCAGCUCCCCCAGCCAGUGGUUCCCCGACGGCAGCCAUCCCCUGCAGCUCCGGCGGCUCCACAUAGACCCAAGGCCCAGGACAAGCCGUACAUCUGCACCGACUGUGGCAAAAGGUUUGUGCUCAGCUGCAGCCUGCUGAGCCACCAACGUAGUCACUUAGGUCCCAAACCCUUCGGUUGUGAUGUGAGUGGAAAGGAGUUUGCGAGGGGCUCUGACCUGGUGAAGCAUCUGCCGGUACACACAGGUGAGAAGCCCUACCUGUGCCCUGAGUGUGGCAAGGGCUUUGCUGAUAGCUCCGCCUGGGUGAAGCACCUCCGCACCCACAGCGGCCAGAGGCCUCACGCCUGCCCAGAGUAUAACCGUAGCUUUAGCCUCAGCUCCACUCUCCUUCGCCACCGCCUCACCCAUGUGGAGCCCCAGGACGUCAGUCUCGCAGCCUACCCGGUGGUUCCGCUCAUCCCCAGCCCUCCUCCACCUCCUCUCGGCACCAGCCCCUCACUGACGCCUCGGAGUCCUUCACACUCCAGUGAUGGGCCCUUUGGCCUACCUGGCUUGGAACCAGAGCCUGGGGGCCCACAGGCUGGGGAGCCGCCCCCACCUCUGGCAGGUGACAAGCCCCACAAGUGUCCUGAGUGCGGCAAAGGUUUCCGCCGAAGCUCUGAUCUGGUGAAACACCAUCGUGUGCACACAGGGGAGAAACCCUACCUCUGUCCUGAGUGUGGCAAAGGCUUUGCUGACAGUUCUGCCCGAGUCAAGCACCUCUGCACCCACCAGGACGAAUACACUAGACCACCACCACCAUCUACUCUCCUGCGGCCCCAUAAUCCACCUGGUUCUGUACCCAUUGUCCCUCAGUCUCAAGUGUGGGGCCAGCCCUCCGGACCCAGCCAGCUUCAUGUGUGUGGCUUCUGUGGGAAAGAGUUCCCCCGGAGCUCAGAUUUAGUCAAACACAGGCGUACACAUACUGGGGAGAAGCCAUACAAAUGUGCAGAAUGUGGUAAGGGCUUUGGUGACAGCUCUGCUCGAAUAAAGCACCAGCGUGGGCAUCUGGCCUUAAGGCCCUUUGGGGUGGGGGAUGGUCGGCCAAGGUCCCUUCAGGAGGAGUCACCAGCUGGACUGGAGUGAUGGGAGUCUAGGGAGGGUAGAAGCCCAGGGUACCGGAGUGAGGGUGUCUGCAGGUGAAGGCAGAGAAGAGCCUGGGAAUCGGUGGGAGGGAAGAGGAGGAUGAGAAUAGCUAGAAACAAAUUAGAGACUACAUAACCUUCAUGCUCAGGAAACUGUCUUGGUUAGGCGCCGGGACCUUGCCGGUGUGAGCUGUAUCCAGCUUCUAGAACACUGCCUAGCACAGAUUAGGCCCCCAAUAGUUGUAAAAGCUGGACCCAGUUUUAAAAUCCUACUGCCUCCUGUUAACACGCCCCUCAACUGGACACAGCUGUGUCCAACCUUUAGUUCCUGCACUCAGGAGGCAAAGGCAGGCAGAUCUCUUGAAUUCAUAGCCAGAUUGAUCUACAUAGAGAGUUCUAGGUAAGCCAGAACUCCUUGGUGAA